GUAAACGUAUUUGUAGGUUUCUUGCACGAGCCCCCACGGCACAGAUCUCCUCAUCCACGAACUCGCUAGGCAGUCAUGGACAAGUCACUCUCGAAAUGGUGACAGUAAUGCUGUUCUACCUUAUGAGAUACUGAUUUAUUUAUUUUUGUUGAAUCCACUUUGAAGAACAAUUCACUGAAAAACAGCAGGAAAAGCAGAGAAUGUCUGUUGUUUGUCAUCUAUCAGCUGGGUGGCUACUGGACCACCUCUCCUUCAUAAACAAAGCUAACUACCAGCUAUGCCAUUCCCAUGAUCAUUCUGGCUUGGCAUUUGUUGAUCCUGCUACUGCUGCUUCCUCAGAUGGGGCUCUCAUUGAGGCUGUAAGCCUAGAUGCUAAAAAUUCUUGCAGAAAAGAUUCUAUUGAUGAGAAGAUCAAGGCCCCAGAAGAAAAAGCAAGUAUAAUGGCAAAGAAUACAUAUGUUUUUCGGGAAGAAUUUUUUAAUGUGCUGAAACCACAUGGAGUUGCAAACAAUCAAAUGGAACUCCAGCAAAAGGGAUCUGAGGCUGGUCUAGGAAAUGGCGGAUCAGAACAGCAAGAAAGUGUCAAGACGAGUGGCUCUUACUAUACUGCUAAAGCCAAAAAGAAACGAAAAAGAAGCAGUGAACUUAACCAUGGUGAACGUGAUGCUUUAGAAUACCAUUUAAAGAUCAGUGGCUUGAUUUUGGAUGGUACCAGGAGUUUAGUCCAGGAGGGGCUUAGAAGUGGUUUCCUUCAGCCUAGCUCUUCAAAACAGAUUUGUGCCAAGACUCCUGUUAUAGAACACAGCAGUUUAUCUGAAUUAUGUGAGAUGGCAAAACAAUUUCCGUCAGUGAAUGAAACAGAACAAAGAGCUGUAUGCAUGAUAAGUGAGGACUCCUGUGUUCCAGAACAAGUUCAGGUUUCCUGUAUUACAGAAAACACCACAAACCAUGCAAAGAUAAUAACAUUAAUGGGGCAGAAGUACCUAUUUCCUCCCAAAAGUGCUUUCCUUUUAUCUGAUAUUUCUGUUAUGCAGCCGCUCUUGGACUAUAAAAAAAAGUUUGGCAUAAUUAUAAUAGAUCCACCAUGGGAGAACAAGUCUGUUAAAAGAAGUAACAGGUACAAUUACUUGUCCCAUUGGCAAAUCAAGCAAAUUCCUGUGCCAGCGCUGGCAGCCCCAGGUUGUCUUGUGGUCACUUGGGUGACUAACCGACAGAAGCAUCUAUGUUUUGUAAAGAAUGAACUCUAUCCCCACUGGUCUGUGCAUGGAGUGGUGGAGUGGUUCUGGGUGAAAAUUACAAGGUCUGGAGAGUUUGUAUUUCCAUUAGACUCUUUUCACAAGAAGCCUUAUGAAGUUCUUGUAUUGGGAAGAGUCCAGCGAAAUACAGAUGUGCCAUUAAGGAUUUCAGAAGAUGACGUGCCUCAAAUUCCUGAUCAGAAAUUGAUUGUGAGUGUACCUUGCUAUCUUCACUCACACAAACCACCUUUGACAGAGAUUCUAAAAGGAUAUACCAAGCCGGAUGUGGAAUGUAUGGAGCUGUUUGCUCGGAAUUUGCAGCCUGGAUGGACCAGCUGGGGCAAUGAAGUUCUCAAAUUCCAGCACAUAGAUUACUUCACUGCAUUCCAGGACAAAAGUGACAAGUAACUGUAGGCUGGGGUUCUUGCGAGUGCUCUAGAUUUUGUCCUUGACAUCAAUGCUGCACUUGGGAAGCAGUAUGAAUUAACUGUAAGUCUGCAUGGUGUUUUUGAAAUCUAUGUGAUGAUGAGCAUAACAGUGAUGCCUUCAGGUAUAUAAUUUGCUCCCAGGUUCAUCAUAUAUGUCCUCUGCUGUGGUAGGGUGACUUUUGCAAUCAUCUUCUGGAGUUUUAGUUGUUUGAGCCACCAUAUAAACAGCAGCCUUUGAAAAUUAGCCAUGCCCUUUGCAGUUGGGCUCCAAGGUACAUCUGCACAUUGAAUUAUAUCUCAUGGAGAUGGUGGUAAUGAUGAUUGCUAUACCUAAGUUGCCCCCUAAAGCAACUUAGAUUCAUACACAAAUACAGGAUGCAAUUUAUAAAAAAAAAUUAAGACAACAAAAUCUCCCAUGUAUUACCAAAAGGCUAAAAGCCAAAUGCAUCCGUAUUCCAUCCAAAAGGAUAAAGGUCAGCCACCCACAAAAUGUCACAGGGCAGGGCAGGUGGAAAUGUUAUCCCUUCCUAGUCCAGGAGAGUCUGUCCUGAUAAAGAGAGAGACACACAGAGAGUGAGAGAGAAUGUAAAGAGCCCAAAGUCAACAGUGUUCUUGUCACAACAAAAGCAAUAAUCAUGACUUAUUUGGUUUCUGUGGGUUUCAUCAUGAUUAACUUCAGCUUGAUUUAGGUCUCUGUCUGUAUUCUAAUGAUUCCUCUUUCUCAAAUAUACAGGACCAAAAUUUCCCUGAAUAUGUAUUCUGACAUAGCUCUUAAAACGAUGUUUUAAAAUGGUUACUGCAAUAAUUAAAUAUUUUUUUGAAUGAUAAACUGCUUAUGUUCCUUUCUCUUCCCCUUAGGGUUUACUUGGGGGGGGGGGAAUGCUCUAAUAAAAAUUACCAUAUGUUUGUAUGCAAGACUGUAAGAAAAGGAGUAUAUCUUAAGAAGGAGUAACCAUAAUUUAAAAGAGAGCAGAAUAAAUUUGACUCUGCUACAAAUUAAAUAAACUUCGGAUUGUUCAGUGUUCUGUUAAAUUUUUAAAUAAGCUCUGGAUGUUCACAAGUUGACUGGAUUUUUUGUACUUUAAUAAUAAAAAAUCAAUUUCAGAGA
Lacerta agilis (Sand lizard) is the source of this 2771-nucleotide messenger RNA. It is a transcript of the gene METTL4, whose product is annotated as methyltransferase like 4. The transcript is spliced from 9 exons. Gene Ontology annotation, cellular component: cytosol; RNA N6-methyladenosine methyltransferase complex; nucleus. The record is from RefSeq and is a predicted model, not a curated record. The coding region runs from base 201 to 1643 and encodes 480 amino acids. NCBI's taxonomy places the organism in Eukaryota, Metazoa, Chordata, Lepidosauria, Squamata, Lacertidae. Gene Ontology annotation, molecular function: RNA methyltransferase activity; site-specific DNA-methyltransferase (adenine-specific) activity; nucleic acid binding.